UAAAGCUUUCCUAUUAGGUCUGUAACUGUUUAUUAAUAAAUCAAAAUAAAAACUUAAUUUUUUAUUUUUAGCACGAACGCAGAAAAUGUACCUGCUACAGAUAAUAAAUUUUUACUACGUUUGACAUUUUCGACUUCGACGUCACUAACCACAACUGUCAAACGCUCAUACAAUGACUUAUGUCAUUAGUCACCCGAUAUGUUUCUGCUAUGUAUUUAUCUCGAAAUAUUUUAGCGAAAUACAAAGCUAUCGUUGCAAACAGCAAAUAUUACUGAUAAUCACUUUCACGUAACGUGUGAUAGCGUAUGUCGGACGCAUGCGAUCGGAAGAAGUGGAAAAGUUUACUAUGAAAUUAAAUUCCAUAUUUUUCCAAGUAACUGGGAGUGAGUGAGUGUUUAUAUUAGCUAAAAUGGAUAAUAACAGUGAUAAGAAAGACGAUGCUAGUGCUCAAAAGAAAGAAGUGCUCUCAAGUUUACAGAAAAUAUGUUUAGUGUGUGGUGAUAAGGCUCUAGGUUACAACUUUAACGCGAUCUCGUGUGAGAGUUGCAAGGCGUUCUUUAGACGAAACGCCUUGGCUAGCAAAGAGUUCAAGUGUCCGUUCACGAACAACUGCGUAAUCACAGUGGUGACGAGGAGAUUUUGUCAAAAAUGUCGAUUAGAAAAGUGUUUGUCUAUAGGCAUGGUAAAGGAAUUUAUUAUGUCGGAAGAGGACAAGGCGGAAAAGAGACGGAAGAUAGAAGAAAACAGAGCUAGGAAACGACAGCGCGAUCCUGACGACGCGGUGACUAGCUCGAAGAAUUUGAAGAGGGAUGAUGAGGGUGAUACUGGACUCAUCCCGUUGCAGGAUACUGUAAUACAGUAUGACACUCUCAGUACGACGUGUAGCCCUAGUAGCACAGUGCAGUCCCCGCUGGCCAGUGAUCUAGAAGCAUCGUUACACUCCCCACUGUACAACUACACUCCGGCGCCACCCGUGCCCACCAAUGAGCAGCCAUACCCAAUGAAAGUGUACCCAAUAGAUGAGAAGUCUAUAAUCAAUAGAGGGAUAUAUGACCAGAGGAUGAUGGACUCAUACAACAUGUAUGAGAAUGUUGACAGUAACAACAUUUAUCCAGUCGAGCCACCAAAGCAGAAUAGUAUAAGAUCAAUAUUGACAAAUAGUGACAAACCCGCGCCGAGGGAGGCUCGGCCGCAGCACAUCUGCGAGGAGAUCCCGUCCACUAGCAACAAUCCUGAUAUCAACAAAGCGAGGGAUAUACUGCAAGAUGUGGAGAGAAUAGAGCCAAACUCGAUGGAGUCGAUAUUGUGUGAGGCGAUCAAGCUGGAGUUUGAGGCGUACACGUCUGUCAGUCCGUGCAGCGGCUCCUCCCGGGAACUGAACGAGGUGGAACGUGCGAAGUUGAACGAGUUGAUAGUGGCCAAUAAAGCACUGCACGCGCCCAUCGACGAUGACGUCACACAGCUCGUGGGAGAGACUGCCAGCUCGGCUGGGUUCAAGGGUGGGGACGGCAAGCACGACCCGCGGUUGAUCACGAUAGUGAACCUUACUGCGGUGGCAAUAAGGCGGUUUAUUAAGAUGGCGAAGAAGAUCAACGCCUUCAAGAAUAUGUGUGAGGAAGAUCAGGUGGCGCUACUGAAGGGUGGCUGUAUAGAGAUGAUGGUGCUCAGGAGUACGAUGACGUAUGAUGGACAGAGGAAGCAGUGGAAGAUCCCCCACUGCCAAGAACAGUUCGGCAGUAUCCGCACGGACGUGCUGAAGCUGGCCAAGGGCAACAUCUAUCGCUCGCACGACUCCUUCAUCCGCUCGUUCGAGGCGCGCUGGCGCACGGACGAGCACGUCAUACUCAUCAUGUCCGCCAUCUUGUUGUUCACCCCCGACCGACCCAAGGUCGUGCAUCCGGACGUCAUCAAGUUGGAACAGAACUCCUACUACUACCUCCUACGUCGUUACUUAGAAAGUGUCUACCCGGGAUGUGAAGCGAAAUCCACCUUCUUGAAGCUAAUACAGAAGAUUCUCGAGCUACGAAAAUUGGCUGAAGAAGUGACUGGAGUGUACCUAGACGUGAACCCCAUAGAGCCAUUGUUAAUGGAGAUAUUCGAUCUGAAGCACCACGCCGCAUGAGACACAGGGUAACUUAGAAUAAGUAUUUAUUGAACUCACAACACACGGAUUCAUAAAUAAUUCAGUUUAUUUUUAUAUCAUUCUUGUUCUCUGUUGGCGAUGCUUCAAGGUAGUGUGAAAUUUUAAUUUUCUUACAUUUUGUUUUUCAAUUUUGUGGGUAUUAUAGAAUAUUAAUAUGUUAGCGGUAAUUGUACCUAUGUAUGUGUUGACGUAAAUUAUACUUGUUAACCAUCUAAAUAAGUCAUUUUAUUAUGUUUAUUAUUUUUUUCAAUCUCGCCCCACAGUAGUAUUUUAUCUUGUAUCAUCUGAUGUCAAAUUAGCAUUUUACUAAAAAUGUAAGAAAAAAUAAAUUUUGUAGGCUACGUAUAUGUUGAAGCAUCCCUCUUAAACAAAUCAUUCAUUAAAAACCAAAAAACACUUCUCAUCUAUAUCCCUCUGUUGUUUAUGAAUCCGUGCCACAUUUUCUUUGUCCGUCUGUCACGUUGGCCUAAAUACCUGAAUAAUUAUGGAAUAUUUACAUCUACACACAUAAGUCGAGAUUCCGUUUGAUAAGUGUAUUAUAUUGUUGUUAUUGUACAGUAAAGUUAUAUGAACAUAUCAAAUGCCAAAUUAGUAAUUAUGUGUGAUAUAAGUACUAACAGCGCCCUCUACCAUGAUUUUAAAACGAAUAUUUGUCGAUACUCGAACUCGAUAGCGACGACGUAUUUUUUUGUUCGGCAUGUUUAUUAUUUAUAUUUUACUAAAUAAAUAAAUGACCGCGAGACUCGCUGUAGAAUUUGUAAUUCAAACACUCUGUUCUACGGAUCAAAUCUAGGAAGCUCCUUCAUAGGCGCCCCAAAUUUGUUUGGCGCCAUCGCCACUUCAUGGGCAGUGGAGCACGCACGUUUCGCGGCGCCUUCUGUAAACUGGCGCCCUCGGGACUGGCCUAGUUUACCUUAGGGAUAAUAUGGCCCCGCAUGUAUCGACAAAUACUUUAUCUUUAAAAUCGUGGUAGAGGUACAAUUAAUGUUAGGCUGCAGGUCCGAUCUCUCACGUCUACUCUUACGAAUGCAUACAGACUGUCCGAGAAGCCAACGUUGAGAAUUAUGCUUGGAAAUGGAGGCCACUGUAUUUUUGCACAGCAAAUGGCGCUAGUGUGGACCUCUCGCUCAUCCUCCAAUAGGGAAUUAGCUAGUGGCGCACGAUUGGAUGAUCAAUAUUUGACAACUGCAGUGAUUGGACAAGAAAACUCUUGCUACAUUUACGCCAUUUGAUGCGCAAAAAACAGGUAGUUCUAACUCAUGGAGGUUAUUAGAAAAAUAAGAAAAUAUCUGAGACAGAUGGAUUAUCCAAUAUUUUAUGUUUCAAUGUCAUUAUUUUUAAGUCAGUUUUAUUUUUUCUUGUUGUUCUAAUUACCAUCAUCUUGAGUUUGGUUUCUCGGACACCUGUAUAUAGUAUCUACAUAUUUAUGUACAUGUACGUAGUCCGUAUAGUUUUACACUAAGUACAAUAUAAGUAUAUGUUUAAACAUUAGUCUCGUGACCUAUGGGAUUGUGUUAUUGUUAGAGUGCUUUGGGAACAUUAUUUAAUAUGUUACUAACAAAACGCAGGUAUUAUUGUUACUUGCAUUUUUUUCGGAAUGUUGUCUUUUUCAAAUCGAGAGCGAAGGAAAGGGACAGUGUAAAAAAAUUUUCGACCGUAUUUCGAUCCUGCCCUUUAGAAAAUUUGUUUAAGCAAAGGUUAUAUUGAAAUUCGAUGGCCGUCAAAAUAUAUGUAUAUUUUUAUCUAGAUAAAAAAAUGAGUUGGGAUAAAAGUGCUUUUGUAUAAUGUUUUGUACAUCGAGUAUAAUAAGGUACAGAAUUGAUUAACAGAUUGGGGAAUCUAGACAUUGGACUACCAAUGUAUGUAAUGUUCAUUUUGUAACCGCUACCUUAGUAGGUAGCGGUUACAAAAUGAAAAUACAGCUACAAAAGGUACUCCCCGAUCCGAUUUUCUCGACUGCCUCGUUGGCCGACUGGUCGCAAGUGCGACUGUCGGGUAAAGGUUCUCUGUUUCGAUUCCCGGGUCGGGCAAAGUAUUACUGGGUUUUUUUAAAUCUUCUCAGUACUAUCACGGAGCCUGGAACUGUGCUCGGUAUGUAGCAAUAGGCUCACCCCCUAUUACAUAGCUUAGACUUUUAACAUAAAUAGCAAAAAGGUAGAUGUUACAUUGUACCGUGGCACUAACUGCCGUAAUGUCCUCCUCUAUCUACCCCUUCGCAAUGAUUUAUCUGAAUUUCCCGAUAGUUUGAUGUUGUACGUUGUUAUAACCAAAAAUGGAUUCAAGUGUACAAACUUAAAGAAAAUUAAAUUAUUUAGCUGAACUUGUAUAAAUUACUGUUGUGAAGUCGAGCUCAAUAAUAUUAGAAGCAAUCUAUUCGUGUUUAUAUAAAUUAAAUUAGGAAUGAUAUCGACUGAUAGUCUGCAAUACAUACCUCAUACCCUUCACUUAAAUUACUUUUCAUACUUAUAUGUAUAAAUUAUACCUAUUUUUGUGUCAUUAUAAAAUCGACCGUAUUACUACGACAUAAAGAUUGUCUCAAAAGUUUUGUAUUAAGUAUGAACAUACAGUUUGUAUGUAAUUAAUAUUCUAAAUGCAUUGCAAUAAUAAUUACUUAUUUUUAAGUAAUAUCAAUGAUUUUGAUAUUUAUGUCAUUGAAGAUCAAUUUUUUUCAAGAUCAUUAGAAUCAAUAGACGGAUUCACUCGUGCUGAUUAACGCCUUUUUACGCAAACACAUAUUAAUAAUAAUUGGGUACCGGCCAACUACACACUCAAAUUCAAUACUUUUAUUCGAACUGUCAA
Molecule: messenger RNA, 4942 nt
Organism: Spodoptera litura
Lineage: Eukaryota; Metazoa; Arthropoda; Insecta; Lepidoptera; Noctuidae
Gene: Hr96
Product: Nuclear hormone receptor HR96
Biological process (GO): negative regulation of transcription by RNA polymerase II; cell differentiation; positive regulation of transcription by RNA polymerase II
Molecular function (GO): zinc ion binding; nuclear receptor activity; RNA polymerase II cis-regulatory region sequence-specific DNA binding
Source: RefSeq, a predicted model, not a curated record